This is a messenger RNA of Gryllus bimaculatus (two-spotted cricket), 1565 nucleotides long. The record is from the annotation of a GenBank genome assembly. NCBI's taxonomy places the organism in Eukaryota, Metazoa, Arthropoda, Insecta, Orthoptera, Gryllidae.
AUGAAUUGCAGUCCAAGGAAACUAACAAGUCGUUCAGAGUGUUCCGAGAGUGAGCGCCAACCGUACCGAUUCCAUGAUGCACUUAUAUAUACUCUUUGCUUACUUCAUGGUUUCUGUUCACUGAGCUCGUACUCGUACUAUUAUGACUGUUACAGUAUAUUAUACUGUGCUGCUGAAAGUUAUAUUACUCUGUGGACUGGUUGUGAUUGUGAGUGCGGUUUAAAAUUUAAACGAGUUGGGAGAUGUUCGAAUGCUGUAAACAACCUGUUAAACAACGGCAGUUUGAAAUGGUUUCGACAUUCGGCGGAACCUUUGAUAAUGGCUCUUGUUGUGAGGUGCAGUGGAACUGUGACUCGCCUGAUUUGUAAGUAAAAGGAUAAUUUGCGAUGUGAGGUGGUGCUGGAGGACCAGUUCAUGUUUUGUUGUUUAACAUGAGUGCCUCACUAGGAUUCCAUAGAAAUGAAACAGAAUCUAAACAAAUUUCUGCAUUUUUUCCAAAACAAUUUGAAGUCUAUGCUCUGGAAGAAGCUACAAAAGUAAGGAAAGUGAGAGUUCAAUGCUACGUGUGAAUUCGUUGUGAAAUUGACAAGUGAUGCUUGUUUGAAGAAAAAUUUAUUCUCAGCAGCUUUCUUAAUGUAUUCUGAUGUAACUGAAGUUAUAAUUUAACUUAUGAAUUGAAAGGACAUGUGACAAUAUUCAGAUGGUUUUCAAUUUUUGAAAUUUUGGAGGAAUCUAUUGUGGAAAGUUCUCUGUAGAUUUUGGUGUGUUGGUUCACUGUAAAUCUGUGAUCUAGUGCAUCUGUGGGUGUUUAUUCAUACUGAACAACUUGUUAAUUUGUGAUGCGGUGAACCAAGUGUUCCAGUGGUAAGCAGAGUACUAUAGUAUAGUACAGUGAAUACAAUAGACAGCAACCUGCACCCUGCUAAACCAUCUCAUAUGGCCUGCAGGUCUUAAACUUUUUGCUCAUUGUAAAUAAAACUGGCAAGGUUUUUAAUUUAUAUUUUACAUACCACAAAUUCACUCUUCUUUCCCCUGAACAAGUAAUUCUGAAGUAUUUGUUGUUUCAUUUUGGACUAUUGCAUGCAACAACUUUGCUGCCAACAAUAACAUCCUCCAACACCCUCCCCCUCUCUUCCAUCAUGGCAAUCCCUGUUUUGCCCAUCUUUCCUGCAUCUCUGAAUUUCUGUAACCUUGAAUGGGAUUCAACAGGUAGCUCCUUCUAGUCUUGGUAACUCACUUGUGAUUGUAAAGGAAAUUUUCCAUAUAGAAGUGUCAACUAAACCUCUCAAUCCCAUUAAUAACAGCUAAUGUUCAAUUCUCUUAGAAGAGGAAAAAAGUCACGACAGGCCUUUAAUGAACAAUAGAUACCAAAUUACCUUUUUAUAUGAGUCGGAAUAAUAGAGUUUAUUUCAUUUGUUGAAAAAGUGUGUCUGUUUUCAAAGAGUCCAAUUUGAAGAUAUUGCUUAGAAAGUUAGUUCAACAUAUGCAGCUCGUGAAAUUUGGAGGAUGGGGCCCGUGGGUAUGAAAAGGUUGCCGACCCAUGGUGUGUGUGUGUGUGUGUCAGA